AGGGUUUAUCACUCUGGACCCCUCCUCUCCUUCUCUCACUACACUACACUAAUCUCUCUCUCUCUCUCUCUCUCUCUCUCUCUCUCUACACUUAUCCUUCUUUUCACUCAUUCCUCAAGUCUUGCCUUCAUUCCCGGCCACAAAAGUCCAGAAUUGACCGACUCUUACAGCAGCUUGGCCAGAUUAACAUUUGAUGAUUUUGUUGCUUAUAUAAGAUAGUCAGUUGUGGAAUAUUUAAUUAAAGAGGGGAGCAAACAGAUCCUUCACAGUUGUGAGACGUAAUGGAUAAAAAGCAAUUGAAUUUUAAUGUGCCACUUCUAUCUGUGAGGCGAGUUCCAUCGGCAUUGGCUUCUUUAGGUGGAGAUAAUGGAAAGAGAACUGAGAAUUCGCAACAAACUAAGAAGAAAUCUCUUUCAUCUUACCAAUCAGACUUUGAUUUAGGUGAGGUUGUAAAACCGGCCACUGUUCCUUUUUUGUGGGAACGGAUACCUGGAAGAGCUAAACUUGGAACUGAUAGCCAACCUCAACCUCCUAAGGAGCCUGCCAAUACUCCAAGGCUUCCACCAGGAAGGGCAAUGGAUGUUAAAAGGCAGCUUUCUGGAGAAUUAUCCAAAGUGCAAAAUGUGAUCAGGGCCCACAAUGAAGAACCAUCUUUGAAUGAUAUUGCAGCCUUACUGGAGAGCUUGAGUAAGGGAAUAAAUUCAAAUGCAGAUUCAGAUUUGGAAAGUAGGGAUGACGCAUACUCUGAUGCAGUUGACACACUAUCGUCAACGGAAUCGUUCUCUUUUAACUGCAGCGCAAGUGGUUUAAGUGGGUAUGAUGGUCCUGAUUUGAAGCCAUCUGGAACCUUUGACUCUGAUCCACAAACUCGAGAUUUCUUAAUGAGUCGCUUUUUACCUGCAGCCAAGGCUAUGGUGUUGGACAUGCCUCAGUAUGUCCCAAGGAAGCAACCUGUGUCACAUGAACAACCUAGACAGACUAAAAAGGUGCUCAAUGGGGAAGGGAGGCCUCUACUUGAACAAUACGGAUCUACCGUUAUACCUCAUUAUGAUCAGCAUAUGGAGGAUGUAGAAAGUGAAGAUGGAGAUGAGGAGUUUGAUGAUUUUGGCAAUAGAUCAACUAAAGCUUGUGGGUUAAUUCCUCGAGUAUGCUUAAAUAAUUCGUUGUGUCUCUUAAAUCCGGUUCCAGGGAUGAAAAUGAGGACCCCAUCUCCUAUGUCUUCCAGACCGACCAGGACUGCAUAUAGUGGACCCCUACCUCAAGUUGUCAACAAGCAUGCUUGGGAUACUGCAAAUAAGAAAACACAUGAUUCCUCAAACCAAUCAAAUAAGCUGCUUGAGUUUGAUAAUAAGCGAAUAAUUGGUGAAUCCAAUCGGUUAACUUACUCCAGUGACUUGCAUUUGACAGAUGAGUCAUCUCCAUACAGGCGUUCCAUAUCUCCCUACCGGAAUUUUGCACCCCAGUCUCUCUUCAGUGAAGGAGCAGGGUUUCUUGGUGUACCGAAGGUAGUUGAGACUGUUAAGCCAAAAAGCUUCAAGUUGUCUAACAAAGGCUCUAACAAAUUUCUGGAUGUGUCACCCAGGCCACCCUAUCAAAGAUAUAAACCGGGGUCAGGUUCAGUGAGUCCCACAGUUGAGAAAAUGUUGUAUAUAGAUUCUGUAAAUGAAUUAGAACCGAUUUCUUCAGAACCCAAGGGGGUCACUGACUCUUCUGGUGAGGAUUUAAAGACCUUGGUGGAAGAAGAAACUGCCAAGGAAGAAUUUUCUUUUCAAGAUAUUAGAUUCCAGAAUAUUUUUGAAGGAGGCAGCAUACUGAAGCCUAAAGCCUCAGUGUCUACUAAAGCUGAUUUAUCUUCUUCCGCUCUCACAUCCGAUCAGAGAUGCCAAGCAGGCAGAAUAGAGGGAUCAAAACAAGACACAUUAGAUCUGAAAUGCCAAGCAGACAAGAUGGAGGAAUUGAGACGAGAUCAAAGUCUCAAUCAGGUCUCCCAGUCCUCUGAAUUCUCAAAAGUGUAUACCAGUGGAAACCUGGAUAUGAAAAAUGAACACAAUCUAAAAGCAGAUGGCCUAGAAAAUUCUAAUGGUAGCUCUUUCAAGUCUCCGCUUCAACCGCCUUUACCUAAAUCCCCUUCUGAGUCUUGGCUUUGGCGUGCGCUUCCUUCCAUUUCCUCACAAAGUUCAUUUUCACAUUCACUGUUUCGUCCUAAAAGGCAGGGUCCUGAAACUUCCUCUACUGGUACCAAGUGGGAAACCAUUGUGAAAACUUCUAAUUUGCAUUAUGAUCGUGUACGUUAUUCUCAGGAACUGAUUCCACAUGCUUCUCAGCACUCCAAAACUGAAAAGUGAAAAUGUCUUCCGCAAAGUAUGAAGCAGAGGUAAAAGUCACACUCAGGAAUCCAGUAAAAGAUUACUGUGCUUUUGGGAUGGAAAUUUAGGAUAAAAUUUGACGCUAUCCUCGGUUUGAUAACCCGAAAUUUGGAAAAGAAUAGAAAGCUUGCAGCUGAGUUGCAAUGAAGCAGCAUUAAUGAAGUAACUGUUGUUGAAUUCUAGUCACAAAAGAGCAGAACUAGAACCAAAAUGCUAGAAAAAUCAGUUGAUGCAAGGUUGUUUUUCUCAUAAAAUUUGGGCUUUCAUAACAAAAUUGUUAGUUGAUCAUUUUCUGUAACCAACUUGUCGAUUAGACAUUUAAUUGCAGUUUUGGAACUUUUUGCUCAUAAUUGUAAUUCAUUUUCCAAUUUUUCUUUGAUCAAUUCAAUUAGUUUUGCAAUUAAAAUGACAAUAUAAGAUGACAACUGUAUAGUAGUCUAAGUUUGAAUGAGAUCUCCUUUUCAUAAGUA
This is a messenger RNA of Cornus florida, 2836 nucleotides long. RefSeq lists its product as uncharacterized. The coding region runs from base 282 to 2345 and encodes 687 amino acids. The record is from RefSeq and is a predicted model, not a curated record. The transcript has 6 exons. Lineage: Eukaryota; Viridiplantae; Streptophyta; Magnoliopsida; Cornales; Cornaceae.